This is a messenger RNA of Tyto alba (common barn owl), 4362 nucleotides long. It is a transcript of the gene ERAP1, whose product is annotated as endoplasmic reticulum aminopeptidase 1. NCBI's taxonomy places the organism in Eukaryota, Metazoa, Chordata, Aves, Strigiformes, Tytonidae. Gene Ontology annotation, molecular function: zinc ion binding; metalloaminopeptidase activity; peptide binding. Gene Ontology annotation, biological process: peptide catabolic process; proteolysis. Gene Ontology annotation, cellular component: cytoplasm. The record is from RefSeq and is a predicted model, not a curated record.
AUGAGGGAAGGUGGGGUGCGCGCACCGCCAUGGCGGGAGGGAGGUCGGAGAGGGGUGCGCGCCUCGGCGGGAGGCUUUUCGCUGCUCUGUCGCUGCCGACGGGGGAAGCGGGCUCGGCGGGAGACAGCGGCCGCUCUCAGCAGGAAGCCCGCCGCCUCGACCGGCGCGGGAGCCGCCACGCACAAAAUGGCUGCUCGCCCCUCAGGAGGCGGGAGCUCGGCGGCCGCCGCUCCCGCUCCGCGGCGGGUGGAAGAACAGGGGCGUCAGGCUCCUCUGCAUGUCCUCCCUCAUCUGCUCGCUGUGGGUGCUGACUGCAACCUCCACCGCAUCCCUGCAGAGGAGAACAGAGCGCUCUUGCACGUACCUAGAAGCAGAGAAGGAAGAAGGGAGGACCUCAGUCCCAGCUCCUCCAAGCCCACGGGGAAGUCUGUGAAUGUAACUCCCUGCCUCGUCGAGGACUGUUUUGAUACCACUGUCAAGGUUACUGUGUACCUCAUGGCCUUUAUCGUUCUGGAUUUUAUAUCCAUCAGUAAAAUAACCAGUCAUGGAGUUAGGAUUGCUGUGUACACGGUGCCAGACGAGGUCAAACAAGCUGGAUUCGCGCUGGAAAACGCCUGGGAGGGUUACCUCAGCAUCCCGUGUCCUUCACCUAAACCAGAUUUGGCGGCUACUCCUGAUUUUCAGUCCGGAGCUAUGGAAAACCAGGGGCUGACCACGCACCAGGAAUCUGUGCCGUUGUACAACCCUGAAAAGUCCUCAGCGUCUUCCAAACUUCGGGUUAGUAUGGGAGCAGCCCGCGGGCUGGCUCAUCGGUGGUUUGGCCACCUCGUUACCACGGAGUGGGGGAAGGAUCUGUGGUGGCGUGAAGGGUUUGCAAGGUUUAUGGGGUUCAUGUCGGUCAGAGGUAGCCACCCAGGAGUGAGAGCUGAAGACUGUUUCUUAAGAAGAUGUUUUGAUGCCAUGGCAGUGAAUGAAUUAAAUUCAUCACAGCCUAUAUCUGCUCCUAUGGAAGAUCCAUCUAAAAUUUUAGAACUGUUUGAUAAUGUUUCUUAUGAGAAAGGAUCUUGUAUAUUAAAUAUGCUGACGGACUACCUGACUGCUGAUGUGUGUAAAGCUGGACUUGCGCAGUACCUGUGGAAAUGGAGCUAACGGAAUACAAAAAAUGAAGAUUUGUGGAACACCACGACAAAUAUUUGCCCGACAGCAGCUACUGACAAGAAUGAACUGUAAGGUGAUGAUUUUUGCAGAAGAAGCCACCAGUCACUUUCAAAUGCACACUGGACUAAAGGAGAGACCCGUCGUGUGAGGGCGAUGCUGGACUCUUGGAUGCUGCAAAAAAAAAAAACGUUUUCCCUGGGAACUGCCACAGCUGGAGGGAAGAGCGUCCAGCUGCAGCGGCGGCAGCGCUGCGUGGAGGGAGCUCGUUCUGCCUCCUCUGCAGGGGGAACACAACGGGGAAAUCUCUGCAGGCAAGCCGAAACCCUGCUGUGGCCAACCGUGAUGCACCUUCACAGCUUUUACUUGCUGAUGGAACUGUCUCGGCAUGUGCCUUUCCCCGUGCAGCUCAGGGUCAGUACUCGGGGGGGUCGCUGCACCCUGCGUGCCUGCCCGGGGCGCCGGCAGCUGCAGGGCUGCUUCCGACCCAAACCAUUCUGUGAUUCUGUGAAAACACUCUGCAGAAUGUCUCUGAGAGAUUGUUCUGGGCACGCCCAAGGAGGCUGUGUCGAUACAUCCUGGUACAUUCAACUGUUUCCCAGCCGCAGGGAUCACUUUCAAACACCCCUGAUGGUAUUUUUCAGUAAGUUGCUUUGCCAGUUGAUGUGUGACGGCGACAUGGUUGGGUUUCUACAGGUGUUAGUAAACGCGACAUGGGGAGUAACUCGGUAUUCAACUUGUAGCUUGCCAGCAGAUGUGCAGAUAGCAGCGUGUGCUGUUGGACCACAAACAUCCAAAGGCUGGGAUUUCCUCCUUGGUAAACACAGACUGCACUCGUUCAACGCAGGGAGAGAGAACAUUGAAUUAGCUCUCAGCCUCGGGUGAAGGAAGGAUGAACUUUAGUGGUUAGUAGAUCAAGGUCUGCGUGGUGACAUCAAAAGAACUCAGGAUCUUCCACAUAUUAUUGUGUUUGUUGAAAACCCAUCUGGCUAUCGUCUAGCUUGGACGUCUUCAACAGAAAAUUGGGAGAAAGUUGCAGAAAAAUUUGAACUCUGUUUGAGUUCCGUAGCAGGCAUUGUCACUGGAGCGACAAGUUGUUGGUGCUCAACAAGGUCACAGCUUGCUGGAGGAAGAAUUCUGGACGAAGCGAGCACGUGGCUUCGCUGUGUCCAGUGAUCUGUCAAAACCACCGAAAACAAUGCGCAAUGGGUGGAUGGACAUGUUGGGAAAGUCAAAACACGGUUGCAAAACAAUCAUCUGCAGUUGUGAAUGGCCGCCUCUGUUUGCCUGCAGAAAGCUUUUAUUUCUGCACUAAACUUAAAAAAGUAAAACCCGACUGAUUAAGUGCUUGGAUGCACUUAAUUUCUUUGCCCUGACAGCCCUGCCCUCGCUGUGACUCCGUGCCGGUUGUUUCCUCUGCGGUUCUGACCCGCCUCCGUUUCCUCACCGAUGCGCUGAUGUGGCCAGGAGCUCCGACGGAGAGAAAAACUUGGAGAAAAACGCAUAAACCGGGAGCUAAGGGUAAGCUCUGGGCUGCGCCGCGCUUGCUUUUCCCCCAACUGGACGCUGCACCUGCCCGAGGAGCGGGGCCCGACUUCGGGAGAGGCCAGGAGGGCUCUUCCGUCCCGCUGCUGAGGGAGAAAAAGCUUCAAUUUUGUAAAAAACAGCGUUUCCCUGCGCCCGCCGCACCCUCUUCCGCGCGAGGCGUCUUGCGCCUCGUACCUCGGUGAGGGACACGGGAAUUCCGGGGGGGCUGUGCACCGCCUGCGCGGCACGUCCCGCUGCUCCAGGUGUCGCUGACUGUUGCUUGCUUUCCAACGCUGUCGCGAGCCGGGAGGGCUUUUUUUAACAAAAACGGAGAGGCUGCACGUUCCAGACCCCGUGCGCGGGAGGGGACCCCCCCCAGAACGAGCUCACCCUCAGCAGAGACCCCACCCGGGACCUUUCGGUGAAGUAACCACUUCGCUUCUGAGCACUCCGGGGCCCGUGCCUUCCAUCUUCUUGCUGCUUCCCUGCACCGCGGGAGUUCCAGAAGUUGAAUUCGGCCCUGGUUAACCAAAACUGAGGGAAAAGGGGGAAAAAAACGCCGUAGCUGGGUCUUGAUCAGAGCGUGAGGGCCUUGUUGAAGCACCGGCUGACAGGUGUUUUGCAGGUUUUUCUGAACGCAUCACACUCGGCUCUAACGUGCUGAAUAUUUUUUUUUUUUUUUUUUUUUUUUAAAAUCAUUUCUGGGGUGUGUCUCACGGUCGCUACUCAGACAACAGCAGCGAUAAACGGAAAGCCACGGACGCCGUAAUGCAUGCUUAAAAACUUUUAUUAGUGUGACACAGGUUCUCGGUACAGACUGCGCAGCACAGUCGAAAGUCUCAAUAUCCCCAACUGAAAUCCCCGGGCUGCCUCCGUCCGCAGCGCCGACGCACCCGAGCCAGACUCCGGCGCCGAAGGUCGGGGUGAGCCUCCCCCCCCCGCCGCCGGCGGAGCACCGCGCGUGGGGGGACGUGCAGGGGGGCUGUCCCGGGGGGCACGGGGCGCCGGGGGAAACACGCGGGGCAGCACCUUGUGCUGAGCCAGCUCCCUGCCGGGGGGGGGGGACGAGAAGCGGGGCCGGCUACACAAAAGAAACAAGAGAAGGAAAAGUCCGCCUGCCGACCUGAACGUCCCUUUGAUCUCCGCUCAGGCUCGUGGUCCUCCUUUACUUCUCCUCCGUGACGGUAACGGUGUCACUGCUGCACUAGGAUUUGUGUUUGUUCAGUCCAGGAGACUCCUGAAAUUACGAGGUAACAGUACAGAUACGAUCGGAAAUAAUAAUAAUAAUUAAAAAAAAAAAAAAAAAAGAAUCCUUAUUCGGUGUAUUUUGGUUGUUCUAACUAGUUAAGGCAGCAUCCAAAAUACCUGCUCUAAAUUGCUAGAUGCGCUUGAUGAAGCGAUAAAUCCCCAGUUUUUCAUCCUUUAGCUACUCACAGCUUACCUCUGGUUUCCAACCAGGAAACGCCGCACAGCCAGGCUGAGGUGAGCUGAAGGUAACUAAAGCUCAUCAUGUUCCAGAAUACUUAAUGCAUUCACUGCAAUGUUCAAAAUGCAAGCACAUACAAAUUCUUCUGAGAUUUACAGGCACUCUGUGGAGGUUAUGUGCAAAAGUCUGCAGAAUUUUUUUUUUUUUUUUUUUUUUUUUUUGGCAUUGCUGUUCAUUUAUGAAAUAUAUUUCUU